Saccharomyces cerevisiae S288C is the source of this 141-nucleotide messenger RNA. RefSeq lists its product as uncharacterized. NCBI's taxonomy places the organism in Eukaryota, Fungi, Ascomycota, Saccharomycetes, Saccharomycetales, Saccharomycetaceae. The coding region runs from base 1 to 141 and encodes 46 amino acids. The transcript has a single exon. The record is from RefSeq and is marked reviewed.
AUGUUAACGACACAAAAGUGUGAAAGUAGAGAAGGGAAGAACGAUGAGAUCUUUGAAUUGGGAGAAAGUAAUAGUGACAAGAUAUUAUUAAAACAUGGCAAAUGUAACUUGUUUUCUGAAAGGAAACCAGUUAAUCACUAG